UCAGUUUCGAUGCUUCUACAGGAUAGACAGAGUGCUAAUACAGCGUAAGAUUUCUUCUUAUCUCCUGGCUAUCCUAGGUUAGCUGCGAUAUUGAUUCUCUUCGCACUAUGGCAUAAAAACUGAGUGCUUCAUCGGGCCAGCUCUAGCGAACGUCUUCGCAACCUCUAACACAUAUUUCGAACCCUGUUCUCCCAGCAUGUACAAGAAUUCGACCUCGAAGUCUAGUGCUGUCGCAACUUCCCCAUCCCCUCCCCGAGUUCCUGUGGAGCUACAGGAAAUGGUCAUCGACAGCCUGCGCAACAAUAAAGACGCCCUGUCCUGCUGCGCUCUCGUCUGUCGCUCCUGGCAAGCACUCAGCCAGACUUAUCUGUUUUCUAGUCUUCUCCUUUACUCAAAUGACUGCUUCCAUAAUUGCAGCAGCAGUUGCAUCAGCGACUCGGAGCCUCUUCCUGGGCAACCUCUUGAUGCAGUGAAGGAUUUCUUGGUCGGUACCCCGCGCAUUGGUGCAUACAUCCAGGAGAUCCGCUUUGUGGGGCCGGCAUGCGAUAAUGAACACAUUCUAAAGGCGAGCUUGCUGCUAAACAUCCUCAAAAGCGCCCCUCGCCUUCGCAUCAUGGAGUUCCACUCCCUUCUGAUCUGGGACGACUUCCCCACAAACGAGCUUAAAGACAAUAUCCUCGCCUUCUUGUCAGCUUUCCCUUGUCUCAAGCAGCUUGUCUUCAACACGACUAUUCUAGAGCCUGGGAGAUCGCCUCCCAUUACAGGCUCAUCAGAAGCCUCAUCUCCACCCUCAUUUCCAAGCCCUCCACGGAGUUUCUCCGAUAUGGGGCCUAGCGUCCUUAUAAACUCGCUUUCCCUUUCCCUCGAGUCUCUCGAAUUCAUCGAGGAAGGGUCCUAUUUUUCCCAGUUUGAGCAGGUGCUCGCAGCUAUGAUCGUGCGGCAGAACAGUUUCGGUUCUUUGCGACGUAUCACUGCCAACCUCGACAGCCAAAGCCCUAUGCGGUUGCGACGCGUCGCUCGUAUCAUCGAAGUGUUUGGACCUCGUCUUGAUGAGCUGUGCAUAGACCUCAGCGCACAUGGGUACAGUGCUCAUCCCGACUUCAUUGAAGCAUUUAGUGGCGCCUUGCAACCUGUAUGUCUUCCUGCCUACAAGAGCUUGUCGAAGUUCUCUGUUCGCAUCCACCUGAGUGACGAUUAUUCCCCGUCUUGCUUUGCAAUGUCAACUUGUCUUACUACAAGCACCAUGCUCCAGCUGCUUCUCCCCUCAGUCACUUCUCCAAGCCUUGUCCUUGUAUUUGACGUUGUUUAUCUACAAGAAACCACCGUGGCCAACAUCUUGAGUAGCAUAGGCCCUGUGGAGGGCACCGUUCUGUCGGCGGAUCGUGUAAAGACAGUCACCCUGACGACAUCGGGCUGGAAAGCUCCCCCAAUUCAAGAGAAGCUGCGGGCAAUCGUUGCCCACUUCCAGUCUUUAUCGGAGCGCGGAACCUGGCGGGUUGAGCUCGGAGGGAAGUUCGGCCCCUUAUCCGAAAUAGACCGGAGAGUAUUCCUCUCUGCAGAACCUUGAGAGCAGUAUUUGGGCUCAUUGAUAGCGACAAAGAGGCCCUGCCCCGUUGCUCUAUGAGUCAACAAUAUCUGAUCUGGCGAGUACAUGCUCGGGGCACAGUCUGUACUUUAGCCUUUACACUCAUCCCGGCGUAGACUAUGGUAGUAAUGAUGAUGAUCAC
Phanerochaete carnosa HHB-10118-sp is the source of this 1727-nucleotide messenger RNA. RefSeq lists its product as uncharacterized. The coding region runs from base 197 to 1567 and encodes 456 amino acids. The record is from RefSeq and is a predicted model, not a curated record. The transcript is spliced from 3 exons. NCBI's taxonomy places the organism in Eukaryota, Fungi, Basidiomycota, Agaricomycetes, Polyporales, Phanerochaetaceae.